AUGGGCAGCGGGGCCUCAAAGGCUUGUGGGGCAGAAGACAAGGUUUCGCGGUCUCCAGUGGCAGAAGCCCCGGAGAAGUGCCCUGAGGGCACUGAGGAGAAGAUCGAAGCCGCGACGGACUCGGAAAACUGGGCAUGGACACGAACGAUCUUAGAUCGCUAUCGUGUGACGGGGACGGAUGUCCUGGGCAUCGGCAACUUCAGCAUCGUUCGGAAGGGUUGUGACAUCCCAACAGGUGAGGCGGUCGCAGUAAAGUCGCUGAAGGCUGCCAGUUCCGCGAAGUUCCGAAGGGAGGUGUUCCUCUUCGAGGCCAUUUUCUCGAGUGGUGAUGUCGAUGAGUCUUCUCCGACCAGUCGAAGGGCAUUUAACAGAUCUGCGACAGUUGUGAAGGGGUCAAUGGAAUACGACAGCAAGCGUGCACCCGGCGUCGUUCUGACUCCGAACAAUCUUUUCGUGCAACUUCUGUCGUAUUCAAGCCUGGAUCUGGGCAUGGACGACAGCUGGAGCGUUUUAGAACUGGGUGACUUUACUCUCCAUGACUUGGUCUUGGCAUGUGGAGAUGCGGCGCGAGGGAAGAAGCCCCAUUGCUUGCAGGACGAGGCGCAGUUGCGCAGGGUCCUGGUGCACGUCAACUCUGCUUUAGCCUUCUUACACAGCCGCUGUUUUAUACAUGGGGAUAUGAAACCCUCAAACAUCAUGUGGUUCGGGCAGAAAGAUAGGUGGAAGCUGAUCGACAUGGACGGGUUACGAACCCCGUCAGAAGUGGUGGACAUGAGGGAUGCAGAGUUUUACACGGCGAUUUAUGCCGCCCCGGAAAUUGCCCGGGCUGUGGCCGAUGAUGGGCCGCUGCGCCUUUCACGCCGCCUGGAUGUCUGGUCUGUUGGGCUUUCAGUGCUCGAGAUGAAACUGCUACGCCCCGUCUUCCAGACAAAGUGGGAAGCCUGCUGUGCCGAAGCCAGCAGUGAGGGUGAUACGAAAGGCGGCUUGGACUCCUUCUUCCAGUGGCUGAGUUCGGCAGCAGGCCCGCUGCAAGACGUGAGAAGCCACUUGGAGUCGGAGGGUCUGAAAGCGCUCAGUCCCAUGCUGCUCCUGAACCCCUUGGAGCGCGUGUCCCCAGCGCAGCUCCAGGACCAGCCGGCCCUGAAAGAGGGCUUCGAGGCAUUGCCAAAGCCACGAUUGACUGAGGAAGUGCCUGUGCAGGUGAAGCCGAAGUCGGCGUGGCAGCUCUUCCAAGAAGCACACCGCGCCGAGCUGGUCGACCAGGGCUUUGCUGGACCAAAGAUCGUGCAGGAGCUCCAUCGGCGCUGGAAGCAGCUACAGGCAGAGGGCGGCGAAGAGCUGCGACUGCUAGAAGCCCGCGAAGCGGAGCUGCGCGCCGGUGUCGAA
Molecule: messenger RNA, 1386 nt
Organism: Symbiodinium necroappetens
Lineage: Eukaryota; Dinophyceae; Suessiales; Symbiodiniaceae
Source: the annotation of a GenBank genome assembly